AAGGCCAGGAGCAAGGACGGCAGAAACUCCAGAAAACAAAAGCAAGCCGCGGGUUUUCAGGUGGAAAUCCACACAGAGGUCACAAAGCAAACAUCCUCAGAUAGUCAAGAAACAGGAGAGCAGCUGUGUCUUCUGGGUGUACACUGAGGAAAUGGGAACACGUCCACACAAAGAUGUGUGCGUGCUGCUCGCAGAGGCCCUGCUCACAAUGGUUUAAUGUCCUCAGUGGUGACUGGAAGAUCGAAGCGGCGUGGAUACUCGGGCUGGGAUGCUACCUGUCCAUAAAAAGCCUGGAAUUCUCACACACGGUACACACAGAUGGAUGCCGAGAACACAUGCUGGGCAGGAUCAGUGGCCACAGAAGACCGUGUGUCGCAGGAUUCCAUGUGCUUGGCACAUGCCAGGCGGGCAAACCCACCAAGGCGGAAGUAGAUCAGCUGCUGCUUCGUGCCAAGGCCAGGUGGAGUGAGGGGAUGGGCAGAGAGUGCGGGGUUCUUUGGAGGUGAUGGAAACACCCUACAUGUGACUAGGUUCAAGACUAGGUUAAACUGCCACACAGAACAUGCUAUGUGGCUGGCUUUGUGUCGGCUGUGAGUUAUAACUCUAAACUGCUAGGAGGUCACCUAGCAUGAGAAAAGCACAGACAGUGGCUGUAGCCUCUGGGCAGCCAUACCAUGAGGCUGUCCUCAUCCUGGAGCCCACUUUUGGGGAUGACCAAGAUGGAGGCCUUGGUCUGAUGUCAGCAUUCAUGGAAAGGAGGUGGGCACCACAGACCUGCAGAGCAGGGACCCAGAGAAUGGGACAGGAGCUCACAGCGGUGGCACAGAGGAGGGAACAGAAGGCAGCAGGGUGCCAGGGUCGCAUCUACCAGUGGGGCAGCCUUGGGGAGUCACCACAGUAUCAUUCUGAAUCCCAGGCACAAAUUCAUGCUUAUCCCAGGACUCACGUGUUUCUGUGUGUAUGUGUGGGCAUGUGUGUGUGCACCCACAUGUGUAUAGUGUCAGUGUAUAGCUGAGUGUCUGUGUGCUUAUGGUGUACAUCUGUGCGUGCUUUACAUGCAUGGUGUGGUGCUGGGUGUGUGUGUCUGUGGGUGUGAGUGUCUGUGUGUCUAUGUGUGUACGUCUUUGUGGUUGCCUGUGUGUGCAUGGUGUGUUUGUGUAUAUGUGCACCAGUGCAUCUCUGUGGCGUGUGGGUCGCCUGUGUGUAGGAAAGCAGAGACAACACCGCUGGUUCUGCCUCCCAGGCCAGUAGGGAGGAGAAGGAUUAGGUGUGGGUCUGUACCCCAGGAAGACUGCCUCCCUGAUUUGUGGUCAGUGAGUCCAGCCAGGGGUGUCAGCCACAAAAGCUCCAAGUACCCACCCUACAACUCAGAGUCACCAGGGCAACCCCCCAGCCCACGGUGACCCACUCUACCUGCACACUGCCAGCGAGGGCACCUUGUUACCCAGCAAGACAACAAGGCAAGCGCCCUCCUUCCCAGGGGCCCAGAGGACCUUGAAUGACCCUUGCCUGCUGGCCACACUGCAGUCAGCCCUGCCCUCUGCACAUACUGCUCUUGGGAACAUUACAAAAAGAAAAUCAGAGCCACUGACCUUGGGCGGAAGGCUAGGAACCUUCAAGGUCAUGACAAUGGAAAACUCCUCAGGGAAGAGGUCGCAUCUGGAGAAAAUCCUUGAGGCAGGGAAGCUCACUGUGCGGGGCGGGGCGUCUGAGAGCUGGAGUCCCCACACGCCCUGCGCCUGCGCCAUCUUGAUUCUGUCCACAGCACCAUUCACAGGGAUCACCUCAGCCAGGAUGUCCAGGGGAUGCAGGUCUGUGUCAAAGAUAGCACAGGCAGGUUAGGGCCACAGCGGGAGGUGAUAGCUGCAGAUGGGACACCUGAGGGGCAGGGUCUGUCCUAGGCACUUUGUGCAUUUCACAAUGUGAAAGGUGAUAGAAUUAAGAAUUACUGUGUUGGCCCUAACCAAAAUGACAGCUAAUACAGUCAGGAGGACACUGGAGAAAGGAUCCCACACACGUGUGCUUGGUGAUAAGAAUGGCCAGCAUGGCCACUUCCUCCUCGCACAGAGACUGCUUCUCUGAGGGUGUCUGACUGGGGCUGGUUGCUGUCCUGUGGUCGGUUCGCACUCUCCCUGUGCCCAGACAGAUGCUGUGCCCAUGUGCAUUCUCGCGGCCCGCACUCCUGGUGGCGCCCAAAGCCGGUGCCCUAUCGGGGCAGCUCAAGGAGGGGCAGCAGGCCUGGGGGAGGCUCACUCCCAUGCAGCACCCUGAGGACCAGCAGUGGCAGCUGACUGGUCACUGCUGUCCCAGGGGAUGGAGCUAUGGGGUGUCAGGCAGUGCAGUGCAGACAGGGCCCCCAGGCGUGCUUGCCACCAAGUCAGGCUGGAGCCAUGCAGGGGGUGCUGUGAGCUUCAGGGUGCUGCAUGGGAGUGGGCAGCGGGUGGCAGCAGGCAGGCAACCAGUCAUGGCUGCCUCCACCAUGUCCGUCUGUUCCAGCGCUUGCACCGAGCCCUGGCAGCUGGACGACUGCCCAGAGAGCUGCUGCGAGCCCCCCUGCUGCACCUCCAGCUGCUGCCAGCCCAGCUGCUGCGCCCCGGCCCCCUGCCUGAGCCUGGUCUGCACCCCAUGCUGCCAGUCAGGCUGCACCAGCUCCUGCACACCCAUGUGCUGCCAACAGUCGAGCUGCCAGCCAGCCUGCUGCUCCUCCUCCUGCGAGUCUUCCUGCUGCGUGCCCACCUGCUGCACACCUGCCUGCUGCACACCUGUCUGUUGCACACCUGUGUGCUGUAAGCCCGUCUGCUGUACACCUGCCUGCUGCACACCUGCCUGCUGCACACCUGUCUGUUGCACACCUGUGUGCUGUAAGCCUGUGUGCUGCACACCUGUCUGCUCUGGGGGCUCCUCCUCCUGCUGCCAGCCUGCCUGCUGCUCCUGCUCCCCCUGCCAGCCGGCCUGCUGUGUGCCCAGCUGCUGCACACCCUCCUGCUCCUCCGUGUCCCUGCUCUGCCGCCCCGUGUGCAGACCCGCCUGCUGCCUGCCCUCCUCCUCCUGCUGCACCUCGUCCUGCCAGCCCAGCUGCUGCUGCCCAUCCUCCAGCGUGUCACUGCUCUGCCGCCCCGCCUGCCCCCGCCCCGCCUGCUGUGGCCUCUCCUUGGGCCAGAAGUCCUGCUGCUGAAAGAACUCUUGGGAGGUUGCUGCACCCUGUUCCCUGGCUUCUUUACUAU
This is a messenger RNA of Cavia porcellus (domestic guinea pig), 3224 nucleotides long. Its product is annotated as keratin-associated protein 10-8-like. The transcript has 2 exons. The record is from RefSeq and is a predicted model, not a curated record. Bases 2147 to 3175 code for a protein of 342 amino acids. Gene Ontology annotation, cellular component: keratin filament. Lineage: Eukaryota; Metazoa; Chordata; Mammalia; Rodentia; Caviidae.